This is a messenger RNA of Syngnathoides biaculeatus (alligator pipefish), 7751 nucleotides long. RefSeq names its product ral guanine nucleotide dissociation stimulator-like. The record is from RefSeq and is a predicted model, not a curated record. Gene Ontology annotation, molecular function: guanyl-nucleotide exchange factor activity. Lineage: Eukaryota; Metazoa; Chordata; Actinopteri; Syngnathiformes; Syngnathidae. Gene Ontology annotation, biological process: Ras protein signal transduction; positive regulation of GTPase activity. The coding region runs from base 2169 to 4580 and encodes 803 amino acids. Gene Ontology annotation, cellular component: plasma membrane. The transcript is spliced from 18 exons.
AUGUCUACAGAUAAAGGUUUCCUGCUAAAACACCUGCCGCAAGUACUGUCCGUAUUAUAAAAACACUCGUGACUGUAAUGCGAAAUAAUUCUGUAUUUGUCUAUACCUUCUUUAAUUGAAUAGAUGCCUACGGCGACUACAAGUACACGGUUGUUUGGUACUCUGCAGUUGACUAAUUACACCACGUACAGAUUUAUUAGGGAAGUCUUAUUUUGGAUUUUUUUUUUAAAUCACCAACCGCAGUGUUUUAGGUUAAUUCAAAAUCGAAAUAAAGCGCAAAGAAAAAUGUUUAAGAAAAUAAAAGUGAGUUUCAUCCUGAGGAGAAUAUUAACAUGGGGACAAUUAUUAGGCAACAGUUAGUGUGUACAGUACAAUUAUGACCCAAGUGAAUGAAAAAUAUUUUCCCAUCUGUUUUCUAUUUUCAUACAGUUCAGUGAGAGUUAUAAAUAAACCACUCCAAAUUGUCCCGACCAAAAUGGAUAGAAACUGAUAUACUGUACUUGGCCAGUAAACCUGAUUCUGAUAUUGUUGAUGUUAGAUAUUUCAGGGGUGCUGUAUCCCUUUGAGAAACUUUUAAUUAUUUUUUACUUUUCAGUUGGUAAAAUCCAUUUUUAGACCAAUUUUCUCAAAAGAAGAAACGCUGGACACAGUAUAGACACCCGUAGAUGCUGCACAAGGAAAUUCAGUAGCCUGCAUGGUACCCACUGUAAUUGAAUAAAUAAACACCCAUGGUCAAUACAUGAGAAAAUACAACAGCCCGGUACUCUCUGUAUUUGAGUUAGGUCAGAAAAUAAGAAUAUACAGUUACCUGGAACAAAUAAACACUUCUACACACUAAACGUGGCAAUACAGUAGCCUGGAACACUCUGUACUCCAGUAAAUAAACACCCCUGCAUAAUACAACAUUUUUCAAGCCACUUAGCUUGAUAGUAUCUGUAGUUUAAUGUGGCCACAUAUGAGGAAUUUCAAAACUAAGCCCGGUACUCUCUGUAGUUCAGUGCGGCUAAGAAAUGAGAAAAUACUGUAUAGUGGUACCCUCUGUAGUUGAGUGCAGCCACUGAGUGAGGAAAAACAGUAGGAUGGGAUCCUCUGUACUUGAGCGUGGCUGCUAGGAGGAAAUACAGGAACCUAGCACCCUUUGAUAACAAAUACAGGGAACCAUAGGGGGCAGGUAUACCUUCUGGAGAGUGUACCCGAGAAACGAGGAAAUACAGUGGCCAGUUGGACUCUAUAGUGGCGUGUAACCAUAUUUGAGAUAACACAUAAACCUGCCACCUUUUGUAGUUAGUUCUAUGUGGUUGGAAAUACAGUGGGCAGGUAGUCUCUUUAGUUGAGUGUGUCAUCUAAACGAGGAAAUAUAGUAACCUGGGAUUUUCUGGAGUUGAUUAAAUAAACACCCAUGGAAAAGAUCAGAAAUACGUUUACGUAUAGCCGAAAACCCUCGAUAGUUGAGUAAGGAAUUUUCUGUAGUUGAGUAAAUACAACGAGCCAGGCUGACUGCGGUGCGUUCAGCGCUCGUGCGGAUUUUCCAGCGUCUUCCACAUUGUCUGUUUUCGUGCUACGUGUGCGGCGUUCAAGAGCAUCGUAAACGGUACAUUAGUGAUCAGGAAAGCAGAGAUUGGGCUCCGCCUUCCCCAGCAUCCAUUAAAGCAUCCACGGUCGCGGUGGCAUCGCCGCAUCCAUCCCGUGUGGCUGCUCGUCAGCGGGGAUGAUGACAACAGCGACGACGACGACGAUGAUGAUGAUGAUGAUGAUGGGUUGGUGUGGUGGCGAACCGACGCUGGAGGACAUCUUCUUCUGCCCAGCGCCGCCGACGUCGUACUGUUUUCGGGUGACAGCGGAAGGAGACAAAUAAAUAGCAUUGCUCGCUCUUUAGCCAGCUAAGGCUAAGGCAAUCCCUUUAGCUUAGCUGCUGACUGUCGGUACUUUUCUCCCCCAUACCCCCGCCAUGUGGAGACAUGCUGGCGGAGAAGAGGACAUUUAAAAACCCGAGCUCUCGAUUAGCCUCACAGCUAAGCUAGUUAGUGAGUAGUUUCUUUUUUUUUUUUUUUUUUUUUGCCUCCCUCUCCCUUUCUUUCUGCCGAUGAGGAUGCUAAGCGAGGGGAGCGACUGAGUGGCCGAGUGAAGGUGCGCCUCAACACCCUCAUGAAGGUCAUGACAGCGAGAGAAUGAUCAUGCUGGAAAAACAGAGCUCGACGCAGGAGAUUGGCGAGGAGGUUGAGGACGACGCCAUCUUCACUAUCACGCUGCGUAAGGUGCAGCUGCACCACUCAUCCAGCAAGGGACAGCGUUGGCUGGGUGUGGAGACGGACGCCGCCCUCAGCCUGUACGAGACUUGCAAGGUGCGAACCAUCAAGGCGGGGACCCUCGAGAGGCUGGUCGAAUACAUGGUCACGGCCUUUAGAGGAAAAGACUCCACCUACGUCACCAUCUUCCUGUGCACUUAUCGAUCCUUUGCCACCACCAAGCAGGUGCUGGACCUGCUGCUCAACAGGUACGCCAGGCUCCAGAAUGUUCCGGCAGUGGCAGCGCAUCGCGUCUGCCAGGAUGACUGCACCGAGCUCAGAAACACGGUAUCGUCCAUUUUGGGUGCAUGGCUGGACCAGUACUCUGAGGACUUCUGGACUCCUCCGGGGUACGACUGCCUCCACCAGCUUUUGUCUUACCUCCACCUUCACUUCCCCGGUUCUGACCUAGAACGUCGCGCCCGCAACCUGCUGGCGCAUUUCCACAGACGGCAGCAGUGUGAACCCGAGACAGAUGGCGAACACUUGGGCUGCCCUUUUGCCACGCAGGAGGAGAGUGGCUUCGAGGACGAGCUGCCCACCUUCAGCUUCCUGUCCUUUGACCCCAUCAUGGUGGCCGAGCAGUUCACACUUAUGGAUGCGGACUUGUUCAAGAAGGUGGUCCCAUACCACUGCCUGGGGGGCAUCUGGUCCCAGCGUGACAAGAAGGGCAAAGAGCACCUGGCGCCCACCAUCCGCGCCACGGUAGCCCAGUUCAACUCGGUCACCAAUUGCGUGAUCAGUACCACCCUCAGCAACACGGCGCUCAAACCCAACCAGAGAGCCAGGCUGCUGGAGAGGUGGAUCGACGUGGCCCGGGAGUGUCGUAUCCUGAAGAACUUCUCAUCCUUGCGAGCCAUCCUCUCUGCCCUACAGUGCAACGCCGUGCACCGCCUGAAGAGAACCUGGGAGGAAGUAUCUCGGGAGAGUUUCCGCACCUUCCGCGAGCUUUCCGAGAUCUUCUCAGACGACAACAACUACUCGCUCAGCCGGGAACUACUAGUGAAGGAGGGAACGUCCAAGUUCGCAACACUGGAGAUGAAUCCCAAAAGAGCUCAGAGGAGACACCAGCAGCAGAGAGACCUGGGAGUGAUGCAGGGUACUAUUCCCUACUUGGGCACCUUCCUGACGGACCUGGUUAUGAUGGACACAGCCAUGAAGGACUACACAGAGGGUGGUCUGAUCAACUUUGAAAAGAGAAGAAAGGAGUUUGAGGUGAUUGCACAGAUCAAACUGUUGCAGCUGGCGUCCAACAACUACAGCUUCACUCAGGAUGCACACUUCCGCGAGUGGUUUGCUUCCACCGAGAAGCUUAGCGAGGCAGAGAGCUACCAGCUGUCGUGCGACAUUGAGCCACUCUCAGAGUCGGCCAGCAACACGCUGCGAGCCAAGAAGAACGGCGGGAUCAUGAAGAGAUGGAGCGAUCGUCAGUUGGCAGAGGGUACCUCCGGUUGCUCAGCGGCCGGAAGUGGUGGCGCAGUGGGUUCGCAUUCCAAAUCCUUUGACCAUGCCCACUUCCGACCGUACCAAAGCGGCGGAGGAGACAGCGGCGACGCCCUCAGCGUCACCUCUGUCAGCUCCAGCGGCUCCGACUUGGAGGACGUCAACGCCAGCUUCCUCUCGGACUCACCCGAGGGACACGAGAGGAAGACAUCGACGCCUUCAGUGAAACUUUCUGUUUCGGCGCUGGGGAGAGACGCUCUGGCUGCAGACACAACCUCUACGUUCUGGGAGUGCACGUCACUGUCAUCUCUGGACACGUCCGGCAUGGGCUCCAGCUCGGGCUCAGCGUCGGGCUCCAGCACGGCGUCGUCAUCGUCUGUGUCGUCUUCCGCAGCGCUCUCGCUGUCCCUGUCGGCGUCGCGCUCGCACAAGCGCUCAGUGUCGGCCGUGUCCAACUACUCAACGCUGUCGCUUCCCCUCUACAACCAGCAGGUGGACGACUGCUGCAUCAUACGCGUCAGCCUCGACGUUGAGAACGGAAACAUGUACAAGAGCAUCCUGGUGACAAGUCAGGACAAGACACCCGCCGUCAUCCGCAAGGCGAUGAUUAAACACAAUCUGGAGCGGGAGAAGACCGAAGACUACGAGCUAGUGCAGAAGAUCGCAGAAGACAAAGAGCUUCGCAUCCCCGACAACGCCAACGUCUUCUACGCCAUGAACUCCAGUGCCAACUACGACUUUGUGCUGAAGAAGCGCGGGCCGGUGCGGCCCGUGCGUGCCAAGGCGGUGGCCAGCUCCACACUGCCCCGUAUGAAGCAGAAAGGACUGAAGAUAGCCAAAGGGAUUUUCUGAGGGCGGGAGAGCAGGCAAGACUGGAAAUAAAGAGAGAGCGCCACUUGGAGCACCUUAGCACUUCGUUUGGCUUCGGGAAGCCAUUUUUGGGCCAAGUCACCUACUUGUUUACAUCAGACAACCAGGAUAGCGGUCGCACUUUGGAAUUUUACACCAUCCUGGCCGAUAGUGUUAGCAUAUGGUCACACAGACAUCCCUUGGGCAAGGUCUGGAAGUUCUGGAUGGAUUUUUUUUACAGUAUCCUGAUUAUGGUCUGGAUGCCUCUCCUGUUGAUACAUGCUCAAACAGACUUUGUCCCAUGGGUGGGCUCUGGGUGUUCCUAAAGGUCAUUGUCUUGACACAUGAUCAAAACAGACGUCAUUCCGUGGGCAUGAUCCAGAAGUCCCGGAUGGAUUAUUUUUUAAGCAGCAUCCUGGGGAUGUUCUGGAUGCCCAUUGUUUUAUCACAAGGUCACACAUUGUCCCGUGGGUAGGAUCGGGUUGUUUCUGGUGCCCACAGUGUUGACACAUCGUCGAACAGACCUUGUCCCAUGGGUAGGAUCCGAAUGUUCUGGAUACCCAGUUUUGACACUUGGUCAGACAGUCGAUUGACUCAAGUGACACUUGAUUGGAUGGGCCAACAACAUGUAUAUAAGUCAGCUGUGCUGUGUGUAUUUUUUUUGCCCUUUAUAUAAUUUUGUGUUGUUGUAGUUUUUGUUUUCUGCUUUGAUGAUGGUGCUGCUGAUGAUCUUUUAUUCAAGAGGUCCCAUGAUUUCAUUCACCGCCAUGUUUGGAAACUGAACAAUUUAAUGACCACUUUGAGGGUUUAUGACCGGGUAUUUUUGACCACUAGUUGAUUUCAGCCGUCACUUAUACUUAUGAUCAUGCUUUUUUUUGGGGGGGGGGUGGCUUACCGACGACUUUGCACUUAAUUUAUGAAGAAUCGCUCAGUGCUCAGCAUAAAUGACCUCAGCUUUUCAUCCAUUUUUUUUCAUCAACAUUGUGAUAAUGUUCACAAUUUUGAUGACGAUCACAUUCAACAAAGUAUUAGAGCCAUACUGGAAAAACAAAACGUAAUAAUACGGUACUAUAAAAAUGAAGUUGGAAAACAGUUGAGCGUGUAUCUACAUAUUUAAUGUUGAAAAAAUGGCUUUAAUCUCAUAAGAUUGUUUUCAUGAAAAAAUAUUACUUUAAUAAGUCUCGUAAAAAUAUGCCUUAUAAGAAUAUGACUUUAUUCUCAAAAACAUUUUUUUUUUUGCUUGAGUUGACAGUUUUUUUUCUUGACAGUUUUUUUGCUAUGGUAAUUUUUUUUCAAAACAUUCUUUACUGUCGGGUUUUGACUACCACCCCCCCCCCUCCCAAAAAAGACUUUUUUUGUCUUAAAAUUAAGACUUAAUUCUUGACAAUGUUUUCUCCCAGUUUUUUGUCCUCAAAAAUUAUAUUAAAGUGAAACCUUUUAUUUUCCUGGAAAAAAAAUGCCUUUUACCUGUUGAGACGAAUUCGUUUCUGCUGAGCACUGUAUGUAAAGGUUUACUUUUCAAAAUUAUGGAAGUGUAAUAUUGGGAUAGGAUGUGGAAGGAAGCACUGGAGGAAGUGAUGCGGUUGAGGAUUUCCAACUUCUCACAAAGGAAACUAUUGGAAUGGACCUGAGGCUAAUGCUGGCUGUAAAGCAUGAUGGGAAGUAUAGGAAACGCACUUGUGGAGAGAAAAUGGCCUGACCACCACAAGGUUGUCACUGCCACAAAACUAAAUGUUUGCCUGAUGCCACUGCCACCAUUUUUUGCCUUUUUUCCCCGUUUGUUUGUUUCAUUUUGCUUUUAUUCUGGACAUGCAAAAAGUUCAAAUGAUGAUGGAGUCACUGGGGGCUUCAUGUCGAGCACUGUGAACAACAACAAAAAGUCCUAGUGGAUGCAGUGAGCAAGGACAAGUUGCCAAACAAGUGAUUUGCCUUUUAAGAUGGGGACAAACCUUUGGAUUUUUUUUUUUUCAUUUUGUUUCAAACUCUUGAACAAAAAGUUGUGAAUUGACAUGCCGAUGUAUUACUUCAUCCUGAACAAACUGCUUUCAACCUUUUCCAACUCUCCAGCACUGAGAAGCUUGGCCUCCUUUGACUCUUUGCAGCAACCACAUCAACACUUGACUUUAUAUGCCACACGUUACUUUAAGGGUCACAACACUUGACUUGACCAGCACUUCACGUUUUACAUGACAUCACUUGGUCGGUCACACUUGGAAACGACGCUUGACAUGACGGCUUUACAGAUUACUUAUCGCUUGACGUGUUACAACUGAGACAACUUUCUAUAACACUUAAUAUGCCACUUGACAUUACACUUUACAUGUUACAUCACAUCAUAUGUAACACUGUGAUGUCACAAGUUUAACACUUGACCCUUGUACUACAAGUUACGCCACUUACCAUGUCAAUCACUUGACGUGUUUCUUAUGUUACAUGUGCUCAUGAUGUUAUUUUUGACAUGCCACUCAACACGUUUAGCACUUAAUGUGCGAUCUGACUGCCUUCUGACACAAUGUCACUUGACAUUACAGUUCACAUCACGUCAAGUGUCACUUAACAUGAUUUUUCUACUGUUUAGAAAGUUGCGAUCGAACAAACUUGUCAUGGUUUUAUUAAUUUUUGACUUUUCUACAUUUUUUUUUUUUUUCCACUUUUGGGCAAACCGCUGCCAUUUUUUUCACAUGUGCUCCAGGAUGUAGCACAUCUGCUUUUAGCCGCACUGCAGGAAUUCCAUGCUUUCCCUUUAGAGUCCUCCUUCAAUUCCAGUAUGUGAAUGCGUCAUGUAUGUUGAGUCCGUUACCGGAAUAGAAAAGGCAAAUUCUGUAAUUCUCUGUGCAGCUGGCGUCUCUGUGGUGAUGAGGUGUGUGUGUGCGCGUGUUUGUGGGUGCGUUGACAUGACUUUCCUCUGUUGCUUUGAGUGUGUUUUUGUUUUGUGUUAUUGUUGCCCUCCGCUGUGUUUGGAUGCUAUUAUUUCCACCAUUUGAAUCGAAGACUGACAACCUUUUUCUAAGUGUCUUUACUACUUCCUCCUCCCAGAAAUCCACACACAAAAAAAGAUGUAGAAUACAUAAAGUGCCCCGGCUGUUUAUUUAUUAAUUUGUAUAUACAGCUUUUUUUGCAUUGUACAUUCCCUCCUCUCUCGGUUAUAGAUUAAUAUAUUAAUGUAUAUAUGAA